Messenger RNA from Myxocyprinus asiaticus (Chinese sucker), 5001 nucleotides. Its product is annotated as trafficking protein particle complex subunit 11-like. Bases 132 to 3530 code for a protein of 1132 amino acids. Lineage: Eukaryota; Metazoa; Chordata; Actinopteri; Cypriniformes; Catostomidae. The record is from RefSeq and is a predicted model, not a curated record. The transcript is spliced from 30 exons.
AGAAGAGGCAGUCACGUGUCAUGAUGAAGGUGGGGUUUCAAUUAUAAACAAGAGCUGCACAUUAAUGUAGGCCAAACCCCUGAAAACCGUGCAAAAAGAACUCGAAUCUAAAGGUGCUGUUCACCGGCGUCAUGAGUCCAGCACAGUGGGAUCUUCCUCCAGAGCUGUGCUGCCGGCCCAUGGCCUUUGUGGCUCUGACAGGUCUGGACGUGACUUAUAAUGCCAUCCACAGAGCCAUAUGGGAUGCCUUCUGUGCCAACCGGCGGGCUGACAGAGUGCCCAUCUCUUUCAAAGUUUUGCCAGGAGACCAUGAGUAUCCAAAGUGCAGGACCAAGAGAACAUCGUAUGAGUGGUACAUCCCUAAAGGGAUUCUGAAGACAGGCUGGAUGAACAAACAUCUCAACCUGGUGCCCGCACUGGUCGUGCUGUUUUAUGAGUUGGACUGGGACGAUCCGCAAUGGAAGGAAAAGCAGUCGGAAUGUGCAACCAAAGUGGAAAUCAUCAGAACAAGUUUACAAGGAAGAAACACGAAGGUCGCUGUGGUUUUGAUUCAGAAGAAGACUCCUCUUCCACCAGGUGAAGAUCUAGUGGCAUCCGAGAGAGCUUCUACUCUGUGUGGUGCCUGUGAUCUUUCUGGGAAGUCCCUGUUUGUUCUGCCCCAUACUGACCACCUGGUGGGAUACAUCAUUAGAUUGGAGAACGCUUUCUACGAACAUGCACAGACCUACUAUUAUAAUGAGAUCCGGCGAGUGAAAUCUCACAAGGAGUUCCUCAACAAAACUACACACCAGCUGCUGUUUGUCAGGCACCAGUUUAAGAUGGGUUUCUUCAGUGAACUAAAGCAGGACACUCAAAAUGCCCUCAAAUAUUACAGGACUGCUUACAGCCUCGUCCAUGAACUCCGAGCACAUGAGACAAACAUGCUUGAGAUCAAGACCAUGGCUGGAUUCAUCAACUACAAGAUCUGCAGACUGUGCUUUCAGCAUAACACCCCCCUGGACGCCAUCGCUCAGUUCCGUAAACACAUCGACCUGUGUAAGAAGAAGAUCGGUAGCGCUGAGCUGGCCUUUGAACACACCGCCUGGAUGUCCAAACAGUUUCAGUCAUUUGGUGAUUUGUUUGAUGAGGCCAUUAAACUGGGCCUCACAGCAAUCCAGACCCAGAACCCAGGCUUCUACUACCAGCAGGCUGCAUACUAUGCACAGGAGCGCAAACAGCAAGCGGGACAGCUCUGCAGUCACGAGGUAGGUGUGGGCUAUCCUGCACCUGACCCACUGGAGACCCCCACCGGAGCUCUGGACUUCUAUGGACAGAGAGCCUGGAGACAGGGACAUCAGAGCAUCGAUCCUCCUGACCCUGAAAAAGAGAAACAAGGCAUCCUUGCUCUUCAAGUAAAAGAGAGAGACGUGCUUCAUUCGGAGCUGAUCAUUACUCUCCUCAGUAAUGCUGUUGCCCAGUUUAAGAAGUACAAGUGUCCUCGAAUGAAGAGCCAUCUCAUGGUUCAGAUGGGAGAAGAAUAUUAUCAUGCAAAAGACUACACCAAAGCAUUAAAACUGUUGGAUUAUGUGAUGUGUGACUAUCGUACGGAGCGCUGGUGGUCUCUGCUCACGUCAAUCCUGGGUACGGCUCUGAAGUGCUCUUACCUCAUGGGUCAGGUGAAGGAUUACAUCACCUAUUCCAUGGAACUGGUGGGCAGAGCUUCUAUCCUUCCUGAAGAGCAGAAGUCCAGGAUCGAGAAGAAUCUAAUUAAAGUGCUCAUGAAUGAUGUCCCGGAGCCUGAACCGGACUGUGACCCGGUCUCAGUGAAGGCGGCCCAGUCUCUCUGGAGUGACCGCAUCUCUCUGGCUGGCAACAAUGAGUUCACCAUUGAUGUCCAGGACUAUGUUCCCUUUGUUCAGUGCAAAGCCAAGUUCCUGUCUCCUAGUUUCCACAUUGAUGAGCCUGUCCAGCUACACGUCUAUGUAAGAGCUGACUGCCCACAUCCUGUGCGCUUCUCAAAGCUGUGUGUCAGCCUCAACAACCAGGAGUAUAAUCCAUACUGCUCGCUGGAGGAUGCCUUGAAAGAGAAGGAUAUGCUAGAGCCUUCCACCCAGGAGAAUAUGUGUCUCGUUCCAGGAAAAACCCGCAAGUACUGCUUCAAAUUUGUUGCCAAAUCCGAAGAUGUUGGAAAGAAAAUAGAGAUCACAUCUGUGGGGCUUAUGUUAGGCAGAGAGACAGGUCGUUACGUGUAUCUGAACUGGCGGGGUGGCUGGGGGGAUGCGGCAUCCUCCCAGGAGGCUUUACAGGCAUCCCGCUCAUUUAAAAGGAGGACACGCCCCCCAGAAGAGCAAGUGGACUGGGACACAGUUUCCAUACAGUCCAGCACUAUGAUCAUCUCUCGAGUGCCCAGGAUCUCUGUACAGCUGACCCACGAGCCUCCAACUCUGACCAAUGAGAUGUACUGCAUUACUGUCACCAUCCAAUCAGAGGAGGAAACUCCGGCCAAAGACAUGAAACUCACUGCUGGCCUUAAACCAGGUCAGGAUGCCAAUCUCACACAGACAACCCAAAUCACUCUAAACAGGUCUGAGGUGUGUGAUGAUUCUCACCCCGCCCUGCUACCUGACAUUCCCCUCGGUGACCUACAACCUGGCCAGAAGAUCGUGAAGCCCCUGUAUGUCCGCUGCGUGAACACUGGAUCCAGAAUAUUCUUGUUUCACGUGGCUUAUUCUGUGAGCACCACGGUCGAGGGCAAGGACAUCACCUGCAAAUGUCACAAAGAUGAAACUGUUACCAUAGAAACAGUUGUUCCAUUUGAAGUGGCUGUGAAGUUUGUGUCUAGUAAGUUUGAGCAUUUAGAGCGUGUGUAUGUGGACAUCCCGUUCCUGCUCAUGAUGGAUAUUUUGAGCGCGUCUCCAUGGCCGAUUGAGCUGGUGAACAGUGAAGUACAGCUGGCCUCCAGUAUGACUGCCAUUGAUCAGCCCCAGAGUCAAGUGGAAGGAGUCACCCUGCAGACCAGCGAGUGCGCCAGUGAAUGUUUCCUGCUCAAAUGUCCUCCUGUUCAAAACGGCACCAGCACUGUCGCCUCAGGACAGUACAUCAUCUCCUGGAAGAGAAAGUCAGCAGUGGCUGAGACAUUAGUGGUGAGAACGAGCAUUAUUCUGCCACACGUAAUGAUAGAGAACAUCCCGCUGUAUGUGCACGCAGAGUUGCCCUCAUUUGGUCGCGUGCGUGAGUCUUUACCGGUUCGGUAUCAUCUGGAGAACCGCACCGGACUGGUUCAGGAUGUGGAGGUCAGCGUGGAGUCCAGCGACGCAUUCAUGUUUAGUGGACUCAAACAGGUGCGAAUGAGGAUCUUGCCAGGUGCGGAGCAGGAGAUGUUGUAUAACUUCUAUCCUCUGAUGGCGGGAUAUCAGCUUAUCCCUCAACUAAACAUCAACCUGCUGCGCUUUCCAAACAUCUCAACUCAACUACUGCGCCGCUUCCUGCCUUCACGCAUCUUUGUCAAGCCCCAGGGCAGAAAUGGAGACACUUCCAUAGAAGCGGCAUGAGGAAGAGACGAGCUCAUCCCCGAACUCGGAGAGUUGAAGGCUGAACAUUCCUCUCAGAACUUGUUUACAACUUAAUGAUUUGAACUUAUAAAUUAUAAGGAAUUUGAUCUUAAUUAUUGUGUGAGUGGUUUAAAUUGUUGUUUGCCAGUUUGUUGUGCAAAGCUAAAAUAAUGCCUGCAUAAGAUUUUUUUUUUUUUAUCAAGUUUCAGAUUUCAUCAACAAUUGUGCUGUCUAACCUCUAAACUAUUCAUGAUAAUGACCUUGUUACUAAGCAUGCUAAAUAAUCUUAAAGGUAAUUAAACAGACAUGGCACCUGUUGUCAUGUAGCCAUUGAAAUUAUUUCACCUUUUGUUUGUCAUGAAACUGUUACUUGUUGUGAAUUAUCAAUGUGUGUCCCUCAAGAGCUGCUCUGUGAUUGGUCAACAUACUGUACCAUAGUAUAUUUUGAACAGACUGUGUUCUGUAAACGGAAGGCUGUUGCACCUGGUUAUACUGUUUAUAUCAAUUGUUUAUAUUUUAAAAAGGGGUACAACUGACAGUGAGGGAGAGGUUAUGGGUCUUUCUGAUUACCAUUUACAGGAUUGCAGUUUAUUAUAAUUAGUAAGAAAGCAUCAUCCAGGGCACCUCUCUGUGGGAAACACUGCAUGGAUGGGUGGGGGACAUCAACCAGGCGAUGUUCAUGUCCAAAAACUGAUCAGUGUCUUUUUGCAGGUCUUGAUCUGGUCCUCCCUAGUUCAUUUAUUUUCAGAAAGCAGUAAUACCAUGAUGAAGGUACAUGUGUAUGUAAUGCCCUUAUGACUCCUGCAGGGGGCAAACACUUAACAUUAUAUUCCUACAGAGAAUGGUAGCAAACACUUUUUUUAUUUUAUUUUAUUUUUUUUUUUUAAUCGUCAGGUGGCGUUAGACACGUUUUUUUUUUCUCUACAGGACAAAGUGAGGAAAAUCUCCUGUUAAAGGUGCACUUAGUAAUUUUCUCCCUCAUUAAAAAAGAUUUACUCCUAAAGAAAUUAACUGUAAUUUUGAAACAUGUAUAAUAUCAUGAGCACUCAUGAGAUGAGGACUCUAGUCAUAUCAGUAACCUUAUAAAAGCUGGGUCAGGGUCCCCCUCAUGGGGGCUGCCAUUUUAGAAUCACAUGACCAGUCGAACACUACUUGCUUAAUCAACUGCUCUUUUAUUGGACAUUUGUAUUGACAGUGUUUUUGAUCAUGUAUAGGAAACUAAAAUUUUGAGCAGUAGAAAAUGCAGUAAAAUCAUUACUAGAGGACAUUAGAGUUUGAGAAUUAUAGACGUGAUCUAAAAGGAAAUGUACUCAAAAAUGAAAAUUCUGAUAAUGUUGUUCUUGAACCAGUUUACUAUACUUUCUUCUGUAAAACAAAAAUGGGAUAUUUAGUAGAAUUCCAAGAUGCUCUUUUAAUAUGUAGGCUUCCUGCUAUCACACGUAGGAGGUAAGAAAUAAACAGACAAACCUGC